CUUCUUCCGCGAUGCCGCCGGCCGUGGAAGCCGGGCCGGCUCGCCUGGUCCGCUCGGCCCAGAAGGACGAGCUCUACCGGGGAGCGCUGAAGAACCGGGCCGGCGCCGUCUUGUCUGGCCUGGCGGGUGCUAAAAUCUGGCUAGAAUGGCAGAAAGAGAUGGAGCUCCUGGCUGACAUUGCCUAUUUCACCCUUACUACCCUGUCAGGUUAUCAAACUCUUGGUGAAGAAUAUGUCAACGUUAUCCAAGUAGACCCCUCUAAGGGGAAGGUCCCUUCGCUGAGACGCCGGGCCCUUCUGAUUGCUCUGCACACCGUCUUGCCUUACUUGUUAGACAAGGGACUAGUCCUGCUUGAGCAGGAGCUUGAGGCAGCCUCCAACGGAUCACAGACUCUGCACACCCGAAAUUUAAGUGGAUUGCAAAGCCGGGCGUUACUCCGAAGCUGGUUGCGGAAACAAGUCAGGCGAUUAAGCGAGUGGCAGAGAACGUUUCUUGCUCGGGCUGUUCAAAUCGUCAAGCCAAGCCUCCCGUUUCUCCGUAGAUUGCACUUAGCUGUUUUUUAUAUGAACGGCAUCUUCUACCAUUUAUCUAAAAGGACAACAGGGAUCACAUACUUACGCUCUGUUGGAUUCCCCGCAGAUGACCACAGCAUUCGGUCGAGUUACAAGCUGCUUGGAAUCGUUUCCUUCCUGCAUCUGGGGCUGACCCUUGGCCUCUACGCGUACAACCUCCGACAUCGGCAGAGGGCAAGAAAAGAAUGGAAGCUACUCCGCAACCUCUCCUGUCAGACAAGCCAACCCAAAGAGAAAAUUCCUGGCCGCAGUGCGCGUUGCACACUCUGCUUAGGAGAGCGCCGGCAUGCCACAGCCACACCGUGUGGGCACCUCUUCUGCUGGGAAUGCAUCGCUGCCUGGUGCAACACCAAGGCUGAGUGUCCUCUGUGUAGAGAGAAAUUUCAGCCCCAAAAACUUAUUUACCUUCGACACUUCCGGUAAAUGGAAUUGCGAACUGCCACCAGUCAACGCAAACGCAAGCUUCGAACGAGUGCGGGAUUUUAUUUUGAUAUUAAAUUGUUGCGAUCUAAAUGG
Protobothrops mucrosquamatus (brown spotted pit viper) is the source of this 1088-nucleotide messenger RNA. RefSeq names its product peroxisomal biogenesis factor 10 (gene PEX10). Gene Ontology annotation, biological process: protein import into peroxisome matrix. Gene Ontology annotation, cellular component: peroxisomal membrane. The record is from RefSeq and is a predicted model, not a curated record. Gene Ontology annotation, molecular function: zinc ion binding. The transcript has 6 exons. Bases 12 to 995 code for a protein of 327 amino acids. Lineage: Eukaryota; Metazoa; Chordata; Lepidosauria; Squamata; Viperidae.